UUGUUGCAAAUGAGAACUUGUUCUCAAUUGACUUACCUGGAUAAAUAAUGAACCAUGGAUGUAUUAAGAGAUCGGGUCAGAACAUCACCAGUGAGCUGGGAGGAAAUUUUGAGCAUGCUAUAACACAAUCAGGAAGGGUGUUUUGUAAAAUGUUAAACCCAGAAAAAUGCAAUAAUCUGCUCUGAAUGCUUUUAUGUGCCUUUUUAAUGUUGAAGAGUGACAUCAUCAAUGCUGUAAUCAUUUAUGAUAUCAAGUACGAUAAGAGGAAAUUGAGGGAAUUUUAUUAAAACCUUUUAUAUGAAAUGCAAUCAAGCGUGUUUUUGAUGGGAAACUUGCAUGCCAUAGUGCAAAAGGUAGGCGUCAGUGGAGCAUGAAGACGCACGUGCCUGCUGGUCAGUUUUUAACUUGUAGAUAAAAUUACAACAUAGUCUCAUUUAUGCGCAGCUUUUUGGACGCUGGAUGAAGAGAAAGGUAAAGAAACGGAUAGAAGACAGGAAACUGGAGUGCAAGAUAGCUGGGUGGGGCCAAUACUGCUGAGUGAGACUGAUCCCUGUUCAUUCUCUUGGCUGGCAGUCAGUGCGUGUGCCCACUAUAGGAUCAUGGUCAGGAUGGCAGCAUGGGCAGAGCUGGGCAGCGUUUGCCAGUGUGCCAGGGGCAGAGGGGCAAGCCUAUUGAGAAGCACUGUGAUGGACACAAUGGUUGCGACAGACUUGCUGCAUCAACAGGCUUUUUGCUGCUGUGGCCAGAAAUAAACCAUAAAUACCCCCACUGGCCUCCAACGACCGCUCGCCAGGCCUCCACACCCACAAACACCCUCACACUGAGACAGACAGAAAAGAGAGAAAAGAAAGAGGAAAGACGGAGAGCGUGGCUUGUACGUGGUGCAGUGAAGCACAAGCCAUCCAGAGGCAAAAUGACAGACCAGCAGGGAAACCCAGACCAGCUGCCUGCAGAGAAGGGCCAAGGAGGGUCUGGAGCCACAUAUAAGUUGGCAGUUUUUGAGUUCGAGAACUUUCGUGGAAAGAAGGUGGAGUUGUCUGGUGAAUGUAUAGAUGUGUUGGAGAAGACGCAGAGAAUUGGCUCGGUCAUUGUGGAGUCAGGACCAUGGGUGGGGUUUGAACGUCCAGGUUUUGCAGGAGAGCAGUUUGUGCUGGAGAAAGGAGAGUACCCACGCUGGAGCGCCUGGACCAACUGCAUGAGUAUCUACAGUCUGAGCUCAUUCAAGCCUCUGAAAGUGGACAGUGCAGAUCAUAAGCUGCACCUGUUUGAAAAUACAGGCUUUGAAGGUAGAAAGAUGGAGAUUGUUGAUGAUGACGUUCCCAGUCUGUGGGCUCAUGGUUUCCAGGAUCGAGUGGCCAGUGCUAAGGCUAUCAAUGGAACGUGGGUGGGAUACAUGUAUCCAGGCUACAGAGGGUGCCAGUAUGUGCUUGAGCAAGGAGAUUUCAAGCACUGGAACGAUUGGGGAGCCACUGCACCUCAGAUCCAGUCCGUCCGACGUGUGCGGGACAUGCAGUGGCACAAGAGAGGGUGCUAUAUUGCCCCUGCCCCUGCUCCUACACCUCCUAAUCCUAAUCCCAUCCCCGACCCCACUCCCAAUCCCAACCCAAACCCAAACCCAAACCCAAACCCCAAUCCCGAUCCUAACCCUGCUCCCAACCCCAAAUCAAAAACUCAACCCCAACCGUAACACCACACUUCCAGCUCCUCCUACACCAAACUGGGGGAGGCUAAAGGCUACACGCCAGUCCCCAAUCUCUCCACUACGCCCUCUGUUA
Perca flavescens (yellow perch) is the source of this 1775-nucleotide messenger RNA. Its product is annotated as beta-crystallin B3. The record is from RefSeq and is a predicted model, not a curated record. The transcript is spliced from 6 exons. Lineage: Eukaryota; Metazoa; Chordata; Actinopteri; Perciformes; Percidae. Gene Ontology annotation, biological process: lens development in camera-type eye; visual perception. Gene Ontology annotation, molecular function: structural constituent of eye lens. Bases 617 to 1687 code for a protein of 356 amino acids.